Messenger RNA from Amoebophrya sp. A25, 5159 nucleotides. Lineage: Eukaryota; Dinophyceae; Syndiniales; Amoebophryaceae. The record is from the annotation of a GenBank genome assembly.
AGGCAGAAACUGCUCUGAAAAUCCCUGAUGCGAGCACGAGCCCUAGAAGCCUCACCCCUGUGAUCUCCCAAAGUCUUUUCUCUAAUUUAUAGUGAUUGUUUGUUUUGCUUUCUACUGUGUCAUUCAUUCUGAACAGAUUAAUGCGCCUAUUGUCUGUGGUAGUAAGAAGAAAAAGAAGCAUCUACUACUUCCAAGAAGUAUAUCUUUUUCUGUUGAAGUUGAACACAACAUGGUAUAUUAUAAUCAAGGAAGAUGCGACUUUCAAUGCCUCAAAACCCUUUCGUGACGGCCUGAGAACCGAGCGCCUCUGCCGAGCUCGCCUUCAUUUUACUGGGGCUGCGCGUAGGUUCGGUGAUAAAAUGGUUCGGUGGUGAUUCUCCUACCCAACGUAAAGGAACCGUCGGGUGGAUAAGUACCUCGAACCGUCGUGGGAAGCUACGGGUCCGAAAUCUGUGCCAGUCUGAGGCCAGAAGCGAAGAUAGGCAUGCAGGAGCGAAAAUAACAAAAAGCAGACAUCAUCAGUCUCCACGCCAAUACCAGAACCGCAAUGAACACGUGUCUCUCCUCCACCGCUGGCUCCAGGCAGCCAGCUUCAGCCUCCGAACUCGUGACGAGGUUCAAACGCAAGGAUUUCGAGGUCACGGACUUUGUCACGGAGGCUGUGUCCGAAAGCCAAGGCUCGGACUAUGUCGCGUCACUCGCCAAUGUCCUAGACGAAGCCCUUGUCGGCAUCCAGAACUCCUUGCAUGCCGAAGUAGUGCUGUGCCACGAUAAACUGUUGGACAACACGUUCUCACUGGAGCUAUUGGACCGGGAAUUGUCUCAAGUGCGGGAGAAUGUUACUCUCGUCAAACGCAGUAUGUCAGAAGUGAAGGCGCAAUGCUUGUCGCCUUUUCGGACGUUGAAUUAAGGGAAGGAAUGAGACUGGGAAAUAAAGGACAACUUGAGGGUAUGGAUUGUCUUACAACCCACUACGAAUUCGAAUCUAUACUCUAUAAUCUACGAGGAAGGUGAUGCUGCUAAAAUAAUCUAUAAUACUCUAAUCUACGAGGAAUGCUAAAAUAAUUCUUUAACUCCGCCAUUGUCUAGACCCACUACGAAUUGAAGUAUAGUAUACUCUAAUCCAAGAGGAAGGUGAUGCUGCUUGGUCGUGCGCAGGAAGUGAAUGUGCUCAUAAGGAGGCUCACGCGGUUCGAUUUCGACUUGAAGAAAUUGAAAGCGCACGUGGAUCCAGGUACACUUGUGAGUCGGGUUUUUUCCGAUUAGAGUGAGUUUAGACAAGGUGGGAUUAUUUCGAGUCAGAAUCCGUGCUCUCUGCAUCAUAUUGACUCAAAGAGAAAACUUGAUGAACCUCGCCACAGUGUCCGGCGGCGUUGGCAAAGAGUACGGCAAAGCAGCACACACUGUGUUUGAGCUCGAGUCAGCUCUCACCGAGAAUGGGCUCGACCGAGUCGCUAGUGUCAAAAGGGAGGUGAAUUUCAUCCGGUCAGUAGGUGAAAGCGUGAGGAGACGAGCGCGAGAAGACCUCUACAAGGGGUUGCGCGAGUACAAUCCACAGCUGCUCGAAGAUGCGACACAAGCGUUCUUCAAUAUGGGACGACUAGAAGAGGAGCUCCACACUCUGGCAACAGACUUAGUAACGCGGUUAGACGAGUUACUUGUGGCAAUAGAUCGGCCACCGCCGCAAGUACCGGCCGGAGCACCAGCUGGGAGUGCAUUGUCGAGUGUGAUCGAUCCUUUCUUGACGAGUGCGAGCACCGUUGUGAAGCAAGCCGAAUUUCUGGAUCCGAUAUUGCAGACGAAAGCUGAUCCUCUGACACAUGAAAAAUUCAAACCGGAGAAAAGUACUACUACUCAACAUAUUAUAUAAUAUGUUAUGAAAUGAAUAAUAUUUAUAAUAUAUACAGGUAGUACUACGAUAGACGUUUAGGCUUAGAUGAGUCUUUUCAUAUUUUUUUGUUUCCUAGAUAGGCGUGCUCCACCGAUCUUAUAUAUACAGGUAGUACUACUUGAAGUUGAAUGCUUUGUUUAUUUGCUGUACUAUGCUGGAUGAAUGAGUGAGUGAGAAUUUAACAGUUCUUCAACAUGUUCGAUUGACGUUACAUACUCGUGUAUAUUUGCACCUCACAAAUGAAUAGGUUUUCUUCAGCUUGUUUGGGAGAAGUUGUUCGUGGAUUGCCUCAGCGAGAGGGUGAAAGCUGCAGUAGCAAAGACAAAGCCCAGCAGUGUUUUGGUUAUGUUUUACUGAGACAAAGCAUGAUAAGGAACGCACUCGUCUCUUAGCACCAUCAAUUAAUAUCUAUGAUCUUCCAGAAGUAGGCUCUGAGUACGUCUUUUGCAGAAUCUUACAAAUACAAGAUAUUACUCCUCUACUACGUGGUCUGUCUCUUCCACACUCUCACCCACACUCUCACCCGCUCUAAUCCCUCAGAUGAAUUUCCACUUUUUUCGAGGAAAUUGCAGACCCACCUGCUAGACGUGUUGGACCGGGAAAGCUUUUUGCUGCGCAAGCAACUCUUUGGAGCAGUUGACGAGCUCCAUGCCUCCUUCGUGCACGCGAGUUUGACAAGGCUGACGGAACCGGUACUCUUACUUUUAAAAAUUUAGGCACUAAUCAAUUUGAGAAUGGCACCAGUCAGCGCAAGCGAGGCUGCUCGUUCUCUGGUGAAUUUGAGAAAGAGUGGGUGCAUAUAUCAAGGGCCGUAGGAAAAGCAGCGGGAAGACCCCCCCAGAGAGGGGGCGCGGCUUCUGUGUCUGGCGUCGCGCGGUGGUUUCGCAAAUAAGGAGCCGGGGACGCGUGCUAUGGUCUUGAAGGUUUUUCAGUAGUGGCGAAGUCGUUUGGCAUCAGUUUGCUGUGCCGGUCUGCACGCGCGGCGUGCCAAAAGCUUUCGCGACAUGAUUGGGGGCCGGCGAUGGAGCGCGUUACACAGGCGUAAGGGCCUUGCCACUUUGAUAAACGAAGCAGAUGAGGGGGACCACGAUAGGGCAGCAGGGGCGGGGGGGGGGGUGAUGGCCGGCCUUUUUUUCUUCGGCUUUGCUCCGCUCUGGUGUUAGGUAUUUCGAAGGUAGAUUUUGUCAAUGCUUCAUCCUGAGAAAGCGGCUCUUCAAAAAUGUUGCAGGUAGAGCUAAUGCUCCCGGAGAAAGUGGUGGAGAGCGCUGCAACUGUCGGUGGAGAUGCGCAACUACCCACUCUUGCUGAUCUCCGGCGCUAUGUGCAGAUAAUCAACGGUGAGCAAAAACACGGGGAAACGGGCUUGAACUUUGUUCAAGUCUCCGUGAUGAAGAACAUCAGGACUUCGGUACUGCUCUUCGUCACGAGGUUGGAGCUUUUGACGGACGCUGGCGGUCUCAUAGUAUCUCCGAACUACAACAUAGCAUCGGCGAAUGGCGGAGCCCCAGAGCAGCAGCCGCAGCCAUUCGUUUUUACCACUGGUCAUCAGAGAAACAGUCGACUGUUCGCGAUGCUGGCAUUGUUUUUAUGAAGAACUAAUAUUGGAGGUGUGAUAUAAUUAGCAAUCUACUUGUUGCUGUUGAUGAUUCUUCAUUGAUGUCCCUUCCAAUCAGCACAUCCUUCCAAUCAGCGCAUGGCAAUUACGUAAUCAGUUUAUAUUUGUCAUCACGAAGUAGAUUCAGCCACUACAUGGCGACAGGACAGGGAGCUUCAGAAGAAAAUGCAACAAAUUUUAAAGCCAGUAGGCAGUCUGCACUGAACUUUGUGCGAGGUAAGUUGUAUAAUUGUAUUGUAUUGUACUGCAGCUCAUGUGUCUUCAAAACAUCUCCACGCUUCUAAUCCUCCACGCCUUGAUGCAAGAAAAGAUGCCAAAAACUUUGCCACCGCAACUUUGGUCACAUAUCGAGACCCUGGAGCAAUCGUUCUUGGACCCGUUUUUUCAGACCAUCAGCAUUAAAUUCAAACAAGAAGUCUUCCCUCAGUGGCGAAGGGAGUUGCUCCAGAGGGCGUCGGGUGUUAUGAGAUGAUGAACUUGGAGGAUUUUUUUCGAGUUCAAGCAGGUACAGUUAGUUGACUUCAUGUAUCAUAGGUAUAGCAUAGUCCCGUGCGAAAAGAAAGCUUCGCGCAUCCAUCCUCUAAGAAACCCACGCCCAGCACUACUGCAGCCUCUCCAGCGUUGGCCACGUUUUUGAAUACUUUUGUAGGCGGUGUGGCGAACGUGUACCUUUCCCAGUACGGACAACCACAACACGUGGAGCCGCACGCAUUGCGGUAUGCCAAGGAACUGGAACGAGCGGCAGUGGUAAGACUGUGCCUUGGGCCAGCGAUUAUGGGAGCACGACUACAUAACUGGAUUUAAUUGUGUAGGACUUAGAUAGUUCGUGAUGGUGAUCGUGUAGAACGACUAAGUGGUAGAUAGUAGAUCGUGUGAGUGAUUGUACAUGUAGUUCGCUAGCAUUUCGAUUCAUAGGUACGAAGCCUCAUGGUGCCCUCAAAUCGAAAGCACUCCUCUCUAACCCAAACGCCGAUGCCGAAAGCUCCGAUGCACACCCUGGAAUCGAUGCAGAAGUACAGCGUUCAGUUCUGUCAGGGCAGGUAGGUAGGCAAGCGUUUAUCGCGGAUAUGCAGAUCCUGCGAGAAAGUCUCAAUUCUUUCUGUGGUGGCGCUGAAAAUGCGACUCCAGUGUUGCAAAAACUAGAGGAAACGGUACGCACAGGAGCAGGAGGAAUAAGCGCGGAUGCCUGCGGGAGUGAGACUCGUCUAGCAAAUGUUUUAGUAGCGUUUUUGAAGGUGGAACCUUGAUGAGAGAAGGUGUGAUAGAGAACGUUUUCAAAGGUGUGAUAGAGAACGCACCACAUGCAGUACUUCCUAUGUUGCUUGAAAUUGGAAUAGACACUAACUCAACUACACUUGUUGACGAGAACGCUGACACAGACACGUCUGGAACUCUUUGGUCAACCAGACAUCUCCGUUUGUGAAAGCCCUGCUGUUGAUGCGAUGACGUUCAUGAAUAACACACACUAGCAAGAACGGCUAGACGAUGUAGAACAUACUGCCGCUUGUAUGUGGAGUACCCAGAAUCAACACCACGAAGAAUCUCAAACCGACACCACGACGCGAUCAUUUCAAUGAAAAAAGGUUUGCCUGCUCCCAUGCACUGAAGAUGGAUCCUCGUUCAUGAAAUGUCGAUUUACUAGGUCAAGAGCAC